GAACGAUGGUGUAUUAAUCGGCAAGAACAGAUCAUACGAACAUCAUGAAUUUUGUUUAUACUACAAUAGUAAAGAACGAAAAAUUUUGGGACUCGCGAAGCGAGUUAAUGAUGAAGUGGACAAAGCUGUAGAAAAACUUAAUGUGCGAAAAGCUUGUAUGCCAUAUCUUCUAUUUAUAUCGGUCCCAUUUACGAUGGCCACUUUCUUCGUCUACAUUCUCAUACCAGAUUUACGGAAUUUGCACGGAAAAUGCUUGUUAUGCUAUUUGGUGAGCUUAGUCAUUUUCCAACCAUUGUUUGGUUGGAUAUAUAUCAAUGACGAUAGAUAUGUGAAGCCCUUGCCGUGUAAAUUAGUUGGAUAUACGACAUAUUUUGCGUCACAAUCGGUAUUUCUGUGGUUGAGUGUAAUCUCUUUUGAUUUAUGGUGGAAUUUUAGUGAAUUCAAAUUGCCCAACAAAAAAACUAGCGGAUUUAUGUUGUCCGAAAAGAAGCGAUUCAUUUUCUACACAAUCUAUGCAUUGGGAUUAUCGUUGCUGAUGACACUUCUCACUUUAACCAUGGACUACAUUCCUGGCAUUCCAAAAACAUUCCAACCAUUGAUGGGAGUACACAUGUGCUUUCUUCAAAAGGAAUGGAAUACAAGACUUUUCUACUUCUACCUUCCACAAUUCAUUCUAUGCUCCGUGAAUAUUCUGUUUUUCGUUCUGACCGCCUUCAAAAUUCGUUUACUUCAAAUCGAUCUGAACAAAGUGAUGGCACAAGGUGAAAACGGUAAACAUCAAUGCAGACUCCAAAGUGAAAAGGAAAAUUUCAACCUAUUCCUACGACUUUUCAUAGUGAUGGGAGUUAUUUGGUUUAUGGAGUCGUUUUCAUUCCUAGUGGAUUCAGAAAGCAUAUAUUUCUUCUUUUUUGAUGUGUGGAACUGUUUGCAAGGUGUUUUGAUAUUUGCAUUUAUGGUUUGUAAACGCCGUAUGUUCCGAUUGAUAAAGAAAAGAUAUCAAGCAAUUAUCAAAAAAUCCACGGCUUCAAGUAUCACGACGAAUUCUUCGUCGGUGACAUAUGCAACAAAUAAUAUUGCAUUGAAUCAAAUGACAGCAAAGCGUGACAAGUACACAGAAAAACUGUGACAGAAUCGAUAACCAUUUGCAUACAUACAAUUGCAUUUGAGUUCGUCUAGUCCUAAUACUUCUAUUAAAAUGAUAAAAACUCUGUUGUGACUAUUUGUUUUUCUUCGAAUAGAUACAUACAUUUUCUGAACAACAUUU
Messenger RNA from Sitodiplosis mosellana (orange wheat blossom midge), 1264 nucleotides. RefSeq names its product G-protein coupled receptor Mth2-like. Lineage: Eukaryota; Metazoa; Arthropoda; Insecta; Diptera; Cecidomyiidae. Gene Ontology annotation, molecular function: transmembrane signaling receptor activity. The record is from RefSeq and is a predicted model, not a curated record. Bases 158 to 1126 code for a protein of 322 amino acids. The transcript has 7 exons. Gene Ontology annotation, cellular component: membrane. Gene Ontology annotation, biological process: cell surface receptor signaling pathway.